UUUGGGGGAGUGAGAAAUCAAGGCGUUCAGUUUGGACUUGCAAAAGAAUUACGAAGAAGUCCUGUCCUGUCCUGUCGUCUCUUACGCGACGGGAUCGGUGGUCAAUCCAUUAGUUAAGGAUUUUCGAUUCUGUCUCUGCUUUCUGUAAGCCCUAACCACCAUGGGAGAUUCAGAUUCUAGUCGACGCUCUGUUCAUCACGCCCUGGGCGGUGGUGCCGUUGCUGAUAUAUUAUUGUGGAAGAAAUGGUAUCCAAGCGCGGCUCUUCUCGUGGGUUCAACUGCCCUGUGGUUCCUCUUAGAGGUCGCUGGAUACAAUCUACUAUCUUUUAUAUCGAAUGUUCUGCUGUUGCUCGUGGUUAUCUUGUUUUGUUGGGCUAAAUCUGCAUCACUUCUAAAUAGACCUUUGCCCCCUCUCCCCAAUCUCGAGCUUUCCGAAGCCACUGUUGCAAAGGCUGCUGAUGAGAUGCGAGUUCAGGUUAAUUAUGCCUUAUCAGUUGCACAUGACAUUGCAAUUGGUGGAAAUUUGAAACUCUUUACACAGGUUACUAUAGGCUUGUGGGUUGUUUCCUACGUUGGCAGUUUCUUCAAUUUUAUUUCACUGGUGUAUUUCUGUACUCUUCUUAGUUUAUCAGUGCCAGUGUUGUAUGACCGCUACCAAAAAACAAUUGAUGAAAAGCUGGGUUUUGUGUGCAAUAUAGCUGCAGAACAAUGCCAUAAAAUCGAUAAUAAGAUACUGCAAAAGAUUCCUUUAUUUUCAAAUGACAAGAAGAUCCAGUAGAUGCGAUGCUCUUUUAUCUGCUCGCUUAGCCGUAUCCCUCUCGAUAUCUGUUGGUUGAAUCACUUCUUACUUUAGAGAAGAUUUGUAAGUCACUUCAUUGGGUUGUUGGAUUCAUUUCCAACUUAUUUUCUUUGCCAAUUUUGUGGAUUUUUUUUUUUUUUUAAUGCACACUGAAUUUUCUGUAUAGAUAACCCGGGAUUGGUGGUGUAAUUUUUUUUGGGUGAAAAUUGACAGGAAAAAUGAGAUGUGUCUUUAAACUUAUAUAUUGAUUUUGAUGUA
Andrographis paniculata is the source of this 1057-nucleotide messenger RNA. Its product is annotated as reticulon-like protein B11. The record is from RefSeq and is a predicted model, not a curated record. NCBI's taxonomy places the organism in Eukaryota, Viridiplantae, Streptophyta, Magnoliopsida, Lamiales, Acanthaceae. The transcript has 6 exons. The coding region runs from base 161 to 778 and encodes 205 amino acids.